AUGCCCACGGUUCUUUACUUGAAUAUGGACAAAUAUUUGCAAGGUUUAUUUCUCCUUGCUAAUGAUUCAUCUACAGAGGUUCGGAAGUUGGUUUGUGCAGCAUUUGUUCAAUUAGUUGAAGUCCACAUCCAGAGGGACCCGCCUCCUUCUAAUCCUGGAGAUACUCUCUAUGUGACUGGUUUAUCUACAAGGGUCACAAAAAGGGACCUUGAAGACCACUUCUCUAAGGAAGGAAAGUCCCUAAGGAAACGACCUAGAACUCUAACACCUGGACACUAUCUUGGACUCAAGAACAGCAGGGCAGAAGGUUAUCGUGGUGACCGCGGCGACCGUGGUGACCGUGGUAGGUACCGUGGCUAUGAUGACUAUGCAUACCACCGAAGAUCUCCAAGGCGAUCACCAUACGGAGGUGUGAAUAUGAACUCUGCUAGUGGGGUUUGUGAUGAAGGUUAUUCCACAGACAUUGGUAUAGAAGGCAGUGCUUGUGAUAUGGAAAUAUCACCCGGUAUGACAAAGUAUUGGCGUCCAAUUUGUGCCAACGGUUUGAAGCCUCAUGUCGAGCAACAAUUUGAUUCCUUGGAUAGUGCUUUUGGUUUUUAUAAACAAUAUGCUGGCUCUGUUGGUUUUGACUGUAGGCAGAGCACAACUCGAAGGGGUAGAGAUGGUGGUAUUGUGUUGAAGCAUGUUGUAUGUAGUCGUGAGGGGUUCAAGCAUAGCCAUUAUAGUGAUGCGAAGAGGCGGAGGUUAACAAGUAGGGUUGGGUGUAAGGCUAAGGUAGUUUUUAAAUUCAUACCGAAAGGUUGUUAUUCUGUGCAUUUUUUUGAGGAACGGCAUACCCAUUCGAUGUGUUCAUCUAUUGCUAAGCAGUUUUUAAAAGUCAAUCGCAAUCUUGAGGCUGGCCAUCAAAUUUUCGUUGCAAGUUGUGUUCGGGCAAACAAUGGCCCUACUCGGUCGUAUAGGUUAUUCAAGGAGAUUGUUGGUGAGUAUUCUAAUGUGGGGGCUACAAGUGUGGACUUUCAAAAUUUCAAACGUGAUUUAAUGGCUUACAUUUUGAAUGGUGAUGCUCAAUUGUUCAUAGAUACGCUAUUUAAAAGGCGUGAAUUGUGCAAAGCAUUUGGGUUUGAAUAUGAUGUUGAUGAGGCUGACCAGCUCUCAAGGGUUUUCUUGGCAGACGCAGUAUCAAGGAAGAACUUUUCUUUGUUUGGUGAUGUUGUUUCGUUUGAUGCUACAUAUCGUACUAACAGGUAUAAUCUGGUUUUUGUCCCAUUUACUGGCAUUGGUAAUCAUAAGAGAUGCAUCACCUUUGGUGCUGGGCUGCUUACGAAGGAAGACAUAGACUCAUACGUGUGGCUUUUAGAGAGUUUUAAGAAAAUUAUGUGUCAUGAUCCUAUUUGCGUUGUUACAGAUCAAGAUCCAGCUGUGAAGGUUGCCGUUGCUCAAGUGUUUGGUGCGUCAAAACACAGAUUUUGUAUGUGGAAUAUAAUGUGCAAGGUGGGAGAGAAGGUUGGACCAGUUUUGUCUAAGGACGAGGUGUUUAGGAGGAAGUUGAAUUGCAUCGUUUGGGAUAAUUCAAUUGAUCCUGAGGCCUUUGAGCUGCGAUGGAAUCAGAUUAUGGAGGAAUAUGGGUUGGGUGAUAAUGGUUGGUUUCGUUACUUGUUUGAGUACCGUACAUUUUGGGCAUCUCCAUACUUUCAUGAUGAGUUUAUGGCGGGUUUGGUUAGGACCACAUCUAGAUCGGAGUCUCAAAACAGUUUCUUUGGUAGCUUCUCUAAUGGACACUCUAGCUUGGUUGAAUUUUUGGUGCAUUAUGAUAGUGCUAUUGGUGCACAGCGACAUGCCCAAGCAAAACUAAAUGCUGAUUGUGAAGCUUGUUUUCCCGUGUUGAAGACACCAUUGGCGUUGGAGCGGCAUGCCAUGGGUGUUUACACAAUUUCUGUGUUUUAUGAUGUUCAAGAGGAGAUUUGUGCAGCUUGUUUUUCUUGUCAAGUGGUAUCUUUGAGUGAUUCUGAUGGUUGCGUGUCUUACGUGAUAAAAGAUGGUGACCAUCGAGCAUGGGCUGUCAAUUUAGUUUUGGAUGAUAAUUGUGCAAGGUGUUCUUGCAAGAUGUUUGAGAGGAUGGGUUUGUUGUGUAAGCAUAUCUUUUUUGUUUUUAAAGAUCGUGGUCUUGAGAGUAUUCCUUCUAGGUAUUUGGUGCAUCGGUGGACAAAGGGUGCAUGUUUGCACCCAAUAUUUGAUAUUGAUGGUAUAGUUGUUGAUCAAUCUGCGAAAGUGGAGAACGUUAGGCUGCUUACUAAUCUUAUGUGGUCUGAUAUUUAUGCUUGUGUGGGGUUCGCUGAUGGUAAUAUUGAUCGUUUGUCACAGAUACGAAGCGUUAUUAAUGAUCAAAGGAAAUUAUUUCUUCAAGAUGGGAGUGAUAAUGGCAGUAGCAUUGCUGUUGGUAGCAAGCAAAGUGUGAUUAAUUCGUUUUGUGGGUCUGUGUCCAAGGCCUCUUCAGUGGAAAUGCACGACCAUGUCAAAGCUAAGAACAUGGGUAGUGGUUGUUAG
Molecule: messenger RNA, 2544 nt
Organism: Ipomoea triloba (trilobed morning glory)
Lineage: Eukaryota; Viridiplantae; Streptophyta; Magnoliopsida; Solanales; Convolvulaceae
Product: protein FAR1-RELATED SEQUENCE 5-like
Exons: 8
Coding region: 1-2544 (847 amino acids)
Biological process (GO): regulation of DNA-templated transcription
Molecular function (GO): zinc ion binding; nucleic acid binding
Source: RefSeq, a predicted model, not a curated record